GCGCCGCCGCUGCCAGCGCCCAGUCCCGUCUGCCGCCAUGGCCCGCCUCCGCCUCCGUCGCUGCCCGGCAGCUUCUGUCUUGGCAAGUCGAGGCCGUGUUCACCCUCCUGGCUCGCUGGCCUCCCCCCCCAUCUUCACGGAAGCGGUCGGGGCCGUCCCCUGCCAGCCUGGCUCUCCAGUCCUGUAAAACCCUGGGUUGCCUGAUGCCUAUCAUUCCUAUCCCGCGGCGGGUUCGCUCUUUCCACGGCCCCCACACGACAUGCCUGCAUUCGGCCUGCGGGCCAGUCCGGACCACCCCUUUGGUGCGCACCAAGUACAACAACUUUGAUAUCUACCUGAAGUCGCGCUGGAUGUACGGGGUGAUUCGUUUCUUGCUGUACUUCAGCUGCAGCCUGUUUACCUCCGUCCUCUGGGUGGCGCUGGCGGUCUUGUUUUGCAUCCAGUAUCUCAGCAUCCGGUUCUUUCUCCGCUUCCAAUACAAACUCUCUAUUAUCCUGCUCCUGUUGGGAAGGAGACGGGUGGACUUUAGCCUCGUCAACGAACUGCUCAUCUAUGCCAUUCAUGUCACCAUGCUGCUGGUGGGGGGGCUGGGCUGGUGCUUCAUGGUCUUCGUCGACAUGUAAAUAAAGGCCGCCCGUGGAGGUCGAGGAGCCGGGGCGACCCUUAGCCUGGGGGUCAGGUCCACCUGUGACUUCCCUCCGCCCUUGUCCCGUAAUCUCCCUCCGGCGGCCGCCGUAGGUCAACCUACCAGGGCUUGCUUAUGAUUAAGGCGGCUUGGAGAGAGAGUAGACCCAUUCUGCUCCCUUUGUAAAACCAAGUCAGUGAAGGCUGAUGCUUCUCAGGAAGACUGGUACCAAAUGUAGUAGUAUAUUCCCCCCUCCUAACAGGAGAACAGUUUGCUGGCCAUUGAAUCCUCUCAUGGAUCCUGCAUUAUUCCCUUUCCUUUCCCUUCCAGUACUCGGUGUUUGGAAAUAACCUUUAAGUUCUCCUUUGGUUGAUCGUCUUCUUUCAUCUGAUGUGUUUUUAGGAAUAUCUGGAAUAUUUUCGUUCAUCUAAUGUAUUUUUAGGAAUCUCUCUCCCCUCUCCCCCCCAAAAAAAAGCCUAGUAAUAAUUUUAACUUGUUCUUCAGUGGCCUUGUUUGAUUUUGGAGUUGCUGGCAAGCAGCAUCUAAGUUUACCGUUAGAAGGAGAGAUGUGUGCUGCCAUACUCAUGCGCAUUCAUGUCUUGUAUGGGUUGUGCUGCCUUUAUGUUCCCCUUGUGCACUUCAGGCUGAAGAUCAUGGACUGAUCCCUUGUUAAUAAUAAGAAUAAGGAGUAAAAAUGGAUAAAAGGGGUUUUUCA
Candoia aspera is the source of this 1340-nucleotide messenger RNA. RefSeq names its product transmembrane protein 250 (gene TMEM250). The record is from RefSeq and is a predicted model, not a curated record. NCBI's taxonomy places the organism in Eukaryota, Metazoa, Chordata, Lepidosauria, Squamata, Candoiidae. The coding region runs from base 204 to 623 and encodes 139 amino acids. The transcript has 2 exons.